This is a messenger RNA of Botrytis sinoallii, 1431 nucleotides long. RefSeq lists its product as uncharacterized. The transcript has a single exon. NCBI's taxonomy places the organism in Eukaryota, Fungi, Ascomycota, Leotiomycetes, Helotiales, Sclerotiniaceae. The record is from RefSeq and is a predicted model, not a curated record. The coding region runs from base 1 to 1431 and encodes 476 amino acids.
AUGGGAAAUAAGAAUGCCCGAGCAAAGAGAUCCUUUGACCUACCAAAUUUGACUUUGCCCUCCUUGGUCGCAGCGGACGGCAAUACCGCAACAAAUGUAUCAGCCGCCACUAGUCCUAAGACUCCCUUGGGAUUUAAAUCAUUCCGCCAGGGAACUUUGAUUACCCCAAACUUCGAAGCUCUGGAUAAAGUAGCAGCAAAAUCACUAUCUGCAACCUCUCCCGAGUUCGUCCCGGCACUUCCUCCCAAAAUCGCACCGUUUCCAAAGGCUCCUGUGGAUACCAAGUCUGAGGGUUCACCAGUGAUUGAAUUAAAGAACCGAUCAGAGAUGGCGGAUCGUACACAAAUUAAUGGAAGUCCCUACCAUAUCCACACUAUGGGUGACGGCUUGACGACUAUGUCUAAGCUGCCAAUGGAAUUAGACCAUGGAGCGACUCCAGCCAAUCGGAACGAUUCAAAUGCUUCACACGGUCUUGAACUUGACCCGAAGGCAGGUAUUCAACUGUUACAGGACGGAAUGAAUGCAAUGUCUAUUCACUCCGCCAACUCCACGCCAGACAAGACUGGAUCGAGCAGCUUUGCCACUCCGACCAAGAAAAAUGAGACUCCACUUUCAACACCGUCUCCCGUUGUGUUGCCCACUGGUCCCAGACCAGUAAAGCCUCGUUUUGGCCGUGCAGACAAGAAGAAAAAGGACAUCAUAAUCACUCAACUUGGUGUCAUUAGAAACUUUGCUCGGAUCACCGAACGCUACACGGAGAACGGAUACCCGUACAAACAUGCAUGCGCUGAUGAAUUCCAACCUGAUGUUUAUGAAGUAGCUGAAAUCGUUAGUAAGAUGCCGACAAAGGAUCGUGGCGAAUUUUGGGAGAAAAAUUGGAUUGAAAUUGAAGUUGACUUCCGUUCAGAGGAAGAAAUUACUGGGACCAAUGCUCAAGUUGCUGAACAAGAAGAGUCUCCCAAGGACUACGACACAUUGCUCAAUUACAUCGAUUGCCUCGGUCCAGAAUUUGCUGCUCAUGCCAAAUAUAUCUUCGUCAACAUUCUAUUUCCUUCCAUUGCCGACACCUAUCAAUCCAAAGCUAAUACUUCCGUCCAAGCUUGCCAGCAAACCCGCGAAUUCCAGCACAUUGAGAGACUCGUAGCUAAAUUACAACUUUUCCCAAAUAUCAAGCGCUUGGAUAUCAUCUUGCAAACUCCUUCCAACACCAAGAAGCCGCUCUCCAUACCCCAACUCAACUUGGUCCUCCCAUUUUACGAUCUUGGUUUCACUAAUUGGAAUAUCAAGUGGAAGACGAGUUUCAUGACGAAGGCCGAGCCGGUGGGCGGAUGGCCUGUUCAUUAUCUUGACAAGGAGAGAAAUCGACUCCUGAGGGAGAGAGAACGAGUCAAGAAUGCUGUUUUCGUUAGGAAGAGUCAAUUUGUUAAAUGA